This is a messenger RNA of Pochonia chlamydosporia 170, 1206 nucleotides long. RefSeq names its product transcription factor Zn, C2H2. The transcript has a single exon. The record is from RefSeq and is a predicted model, not a curated record. Lineage: Eukaryota; Fungi; Ascomycota; Sordariomycetes; Hypocreales; Clavicipitaceae. Gene Ontology annotation, biological process: mitotic DNA replication checkpoint signaling; mitotic DNA damage checkpoint signaling; nuclear DNA replication. Gene Ontology annotation, molecular function: nucleic acid binding; zinc ion binding. Gene Ontology annotation, cellular component: spliceosomal complex; nucleus. Bases 1 to 1206 code for a protein of 401 amino acids.
AUGGCAGACGUCAGAUCUCUCCUCCGCCAGCAAAAGGCCGCGCGAAGAAUCGACCACCCCUACGCCGCCUACUCAGAUGCCGGCAAGCUCCUCUGUACUCUCUGCAGAGAACAGCUCAAGGCGGAAUCACAAUGGGACGGCCAUCUCCUCAGCCAAGGCCACAAACAAAAACUGCAACAAAAGAACCUCACCAAACCAAACUCAGCAUCCUCAAACACCGACGACACCACCACCAACAAUGCUCUCCACAAGCGGAAACUACAUCCCACAGAUGAAGAUGACGACCAAGACGUCGAAAUGGGGGAUGCCAUCCGUCGAAAACGCAGCAAGCCUGACAUCCCGCCCCUAACAGGCAUAGCAUUCAACGGCACUCCUGCUGCCGCCGCCGCAGCAGCAGCAGCAGCGUCUCAGGACAAAGACGCCGCCAGGAGCGGCAGCACCAACACCCCAGACCAAGUCACCAGCGCGGGCAGCAACAACAGCAAAGAGAGCACACGGACACCACCAAGUCUGAUGCGAAGACUAUCAACCACCCCCUCUCAGGGCAUUGAGCUCCAGAUUCCCUCACGGCCAGCCACGCCCGCUCACAGAGAAGGCGGAUCGUCCUCCUCAGCAUCAGGCGGCUACUUUGCCAUCCAAUCCCAAGCAGGCGGUCCUCUAACACCGCUACAACCAUCCCGUCACACCUCUGCCGCCCGCACCACCAGCCAAGCAUCCACAGCGUCAAAUGCCCUCGCAGCAGCUACAGCCGACAAACCUUCAGCGGCAGCCCCUGUGGAUGAAUCAGAAUGGGCAGCCUUUGAAGCAGAAAUUGCGGCAGCAGAAGCACCAUACGAUGAAGGCGCCGUCAUUUCCGCACCAGCCAUGACGACGGAAGAAGCGGCAGCCAAAGACGCAGAGAAUGCGGACCGCAAAACCCAAGUAGACGUUGACAUUGAGGACGAGAAAGAGGAGGCAACCCGCGCUCUGGAAGAUGAGUUUGCGGAGAUGAAGGAACUGGAAGCCCGGGUGAAGAACCUCAAGGAGAAGAGGGAGGAGUUUUUGAAAAAGAGGAGAGAGAGUCAGGGCCAGGAAAAUGUUUUGAAUAAGGCGUCGUUGGCGGGGGCAGGUAAGCAGAAUGGGGUGGAGGAGGUGGUGAUUGAAGAUGAUGAGGAUGACGAUGAAGAGGAGGAGGAUGAUUGGGAUGGCUUUCGGUUCCGCACAUAA